AACCCCAGUCUCUUAGGCUCCAAGACUACAGUCAGUCGUGGGAAAGGAUUGCGCCAACCACUCAACCCCAGAGAAAACCUGAAGCGUGUUAAUCUGCAAAACCCAAGCCUGGGAGAGGGGCUUCAGUGCGCGGGGUAAUUUGCAGACGCUCCCUGCUGGCGGGGACCGCACGACCUGUCCUUCAGCCCGGGACCUUCAGCCCGUCCCGCCGCGGCGGACUGGAGCGGUAGUGGAAGCUGAGGUGGUAACGGCAGCAGGACCGGCUGCAGUGGCUCCUGCGGAGGCGGAAAGCCAUGUCCGAACCGCUCCCGCGGGCCGCCGAGCGCGACCUUUUCCGGGACACGUGGGUGCGGUAUCUAGGCUAUGCCAAUGAGGUGGGAGAGGCAUUCCGCUCCCUGGUGCCCACAGCUGUGGUGUGGCUGAGUUAUGGUGUGUCCAGCUCCUAUGUGCUGGCGGAUGCCAUUGACAAGGGCAAGAAGGCGGGAGCCGUACCGUGCCCUGAAGCAGGCCGCAGCACCAGGGUGACCAUGGCUGUGGUGGACACUUUCGUGUGGCAGGCUCUGGCCUCUGUGGCUAUCCCAGGCUUCACUAUCAACCGUGUGUGUGCUGCCUCUCUCUACAUCCUAGGCACCGCCACCCGCUGGCCUCUGUCUGUCCGCAAGUGGACCACCACUGCACUGGGGCUUCUGGUCAUCCCUGUCAUCAUCCACCCCAUUGACAGGUCAGUGGACUUCCUCCUGGACUCCAGCCUGCGCAAACUCUACCCCUCAGUGGAGAAGCCCAGCUCCUCCUGACCCCACCUGGGUCCCUGGCCUGUGGGUUGGCCCACUCCCUGCUCUGGUCCAGCUUCUUCCUCCUGCCAGGGGAUAUGGAUGCCUGGCUCCCUGGGGCCUGAGGCCCUGGCAUCUGGGCAUGUUUGAGCCAGAUGGAGACUGAGAGAUAAAGACCUCAAGGAGCAGCAGCUGCGGUGACUCACAGAAAGGGAGACCUGACCCCCAUCUGCUUCCAUGGAAUCUGUGAUACUGACGGCGAGCAGACCUGUCUUUUGAUAGGAAGGUAACCUCCCAUGGAGGAUAAGUAGACAGAAGCCCAGACAUGGCAAGGAAUAUAGAUAGCCAAGAUCGCUUAGCAAGCUGGGGACCCAGGAGUCCCGGUGGCUCGGCAAUGUGGCUGGACUGAAGAGCAGCAGACAUGCGGAGAAAUGCAGGGGGUGCCGUCGUGGGCACCCUGAGGACUGAUUCUCUAGCUGGCCCACCCCUAGUGCAGGACCUGCUCGGGCCUAGCUGGAAGGCAGGACAGCCCCUGGCCCAAUAAAUCCUCAAGAAAUUGA
Molecule: messenger RNA, 1330 nt
Organism: Mustela lutreola (European mink)
Lineage: Eukaryota; Metazoa; Chordata; Mammalia; Carnivora; Mustelidae
Gene: MTFP1
Product: mitochondrial fission process 1
Exons: 4
Coding region: 294-794 (166 amino acids)
Biological process (GO): mitochondrial fission
Cellular component (GO): mitochondrion
Source: RefSeq, a predicted model, not a curated record